AUGAUCGAUGGAGCCCGCGAGCCGUUCUACCAACUUUCGACGAUAACGGUCGAAGCUGCGGAGAUUACGAUCAAGGAGCUGCCGAUCCAUGCUACAAGCACAACUUCUGCAAUCACUGUUGCGUCGAUGAGUUCGCCCUUGGACAUGCCGUUGAGGAGCAUGCUGGCAGAAGCAGAUAUUGAGGGCAAGCGCAAGGGCCAGGACGACGGCGGUGACGGCCUGGCAGCCUCGAUUUUUGAAGAGGAUGACACAGGCGCAGACACAGGCAUGCCCGUGGACAUGGAAACCCCUUGUGCAAAGAGGAGUGCUGCAAGCUUGUUCGAGAAUAGCGACAGUGACGCUCAUGAUGAUGCAGAUGCACAGAUCGGAGACGGAGAGUGCGAAUUGGAGAUCGAGGGCCAAGAGAUCAUGCACGGAAUUGAAGAGAGAAGGGAAGGAAAGGGCCAAGGCCGGGGCACCGGCAAGGGCAAUAGCAAUCCUGCAACUGCUCGGUGGGCUCGCUGGGGUCGCGCAAAGCAACUGGGGCCUGCGGCUCCACCGUUGUCAGAGUCUGCCGGUGCUACUCAGAUAGGCUCAGCUCUCGCAGGGCAGCUUUCCAAUGUAACCAAAGUAGGUGCAGAGCUGGUUCGCGCUGGCUUGGUAUCGGCUUCACAAUGUAUCGCUGGCCUGCAGCGAGCUGUCAAUGUCGGGCCGCUUGCACAGCUUCUAGGUGAAUCACGAUUUUGUGUUCAUGAAGGGUCAGACCCGCAAUGCUCCGGCAGCAUCCCAACCCAGGGCCAGGAUUUGGACCAAGUGAAUGAAAGCUACAGCCUCGUAGGUGACCCAAGUGCAGAUUCGCAGGCAACCAGGCCCGGUGUGCGUGAAUGUGAAUUGCCAGCAUCUGCACGCACACCCGUGCAUUUGCCGGUUUCAUCAAAAGAAGUGGAGGUGUAUCCUUGCAAGUUGUUCUUGACGCAGCAGCGCUUUUCCAUGCUGCUGACUCGCAAGGGCGCAGGGCAGCCUGCAGCAAAGGCGCAGGCGACAGAGAUCAUAGAGGACCCUUCUGAAUCAACUUCUAAGUCUUCUAAGUUUAAGACUGAGAAUGCACAGGAGGCCCCGAACACUUUGCAGAUCGAAGCCCAUCUCACCAGCCCCCUGCAAGUGCUGCAUACAAACUCUGCUGCAAACAUCGCAUCAGCGCUUCAGAAGAACAUGCAUUCCGAAGUUGUGGAUCAGGCAAGGUCAUUUGACCGGGUUCUUCAUGUCGUCACUACAGAUGAUUAUGCUGCCAACCAUCUGGCUGAAAAGAUGCUGACACAGCAGGAGAUGUGUGAACUCCAUGGUGAUGUCAGUGAAGACGACCCAGCGAGGAGUGAUGACAAGGCGGGCAAACUGCACUUAAUUUGCGAGGUCCAUCGCCUCCAUGGUGUAGCGGCAAGCAUGUACAGUUUGUGUCCGGAUUUCAUAUCCGGUUUGAUCAAAGCCUCCCUGGUGUUGCGAUCCGGACAUAUGAGCAGUUUGAGACGUUGCCUGCGUGCGCUGAUCGUUGCCAAGCUGCGUGUGUACCAAUGCGAGCCGCCCGAAAAUGUUGUUGCUGGGCCUAGCAUUCCAGCAAGCAAGGCAUUUUUUAUGAACACCUUUUUCAGCAACCUGGCAUCCGCCGAUGCACUGCUUCUUCAAGAACUCUUCAAUGGUGACUGGGGAGAAACCAUGCAAAGGUUCUUGCGAGAAGGUGUCAGGCUCCUUGCGGGAGCAGCUCCAUCCAUAUUCCCCCGCCAUAAAUGGAUAGGAAGUGACGCAGCAAUUGAUUGGUACGGUCGGCUACAGUGUGUUCACGGUUUGUUGACACAGGUGUUUGAGGAUGUUUUCGGCCCUAGUCCGGGUCCCAGUCGGCCAAACAAACCGACAGCCUCAGAUCCGGCGCAGUCACAGUCUUCACAUGCUCAGGCUCAGUCCCGCGCUCAGACACGACCCAGUGACGCUAUGGACACGGAUGAUGUAGAAGCUCAAGCACAGGACGACCGUGGUCAACUCUUAGCUUUGCAGGUUUUCGAGACCUGCGGCUUCGCAGCAGCUGAUUCCGGAGACCGGCAAGACGACCAAUGGAAGGCCAUAGCCAAGAAAUGGCGUGAUGCUGCGUAUGCUUGGGCAUGCGGCCAUCCUGACGGCCCGCUUGCUUUGCUUGCUGAAAUGGUAUUCCUGCGGACUGUGCUUGGGCCUCAAGUCAACCUCAUGGCAAAGCAGCUGAAGCUUUCGUCUAGUGAGUUUGACCAACAGCAGGCCCUGGCGGAGCUUACAACGGGUCUGCGCAAGUACCGCCUCACUGAAGUGCAUGCCGAUUCGGCCAGUGCUGAAGCUGAGGUUGCCUUGGCCAAGUUGUUCCAAAAAUCACACUGGGAAUCCUUGCCUUUUGUGUUCUUGACUCAGCGAAAUAACAGCUUCGCAUUCAAACUUACUGCAAGGGUCCUUGCCGCCUUGAAAGUUUAUAUCCGCAAUCGCAGAUCUGGGUACCCGUACAAGCUUUUUCUCCUUGCGACGGCACAGGCCACAGAGGCGGAACGCGUGGCCAAGGAAAUUGUUUUUGAUUUUUUCUACGAGCCAUGUCGGUUAGAUUCCUUCACAUGGUGGUUUGUCAAGGGUUUUCGCUCGGCAGAGCGGCUGGCCAGUGCAGAGGCCCGCGCUCACCUGCAAGCCAUUGCAAAGGUUGCAAGUGUUGAUAUUGCAGCCACGGAGUGCCAGCAUGCCAGCAAUCGGCGGCACAUAGAGUCCAAAAGCAUCCAGAGUCACAGGCAACUCUUGGCAGCAGCUAGCGCAGCCUAUGUUGCCAGGACUCUUCGACACACCUGUGCUCCCAGUCGAGGAUUUCAGAGUUCGAAGCCUGUCCCAAGAAAGCCUGGUCGAAAGCCGCGGACAAAACCUGAUUUUCGCAGUGUCCACUUCCCUAGGGCUCAGGAUUUGCGUCGGGGCGGGGGCUCCUGGAAUGUUUUCCUGUCACAAAAUCGGGGUGGCCCCCAGGUCACCACACCUGCAGGCAAGCAUUCCAAGGCCCAGCUUAGGAAGAGAUACCACGACUUGAAAAGGCAAGCGGGGUCUGACUGGCAAGAGUUGCAGCGGUUGGGUAGCUUGAAAACACAAGCCAGGAAAUUUGCGAAGAAAGGUUCUGGGCCGUUGAUACCCCGCAAGCGCAAGGCAACAGACGCCUUGCCACCUGUCGCGGAACAUGGUAGCUUGCUCAACACCAAACACCUUCGAUUGCAGCAGCGAAGGCUUGCUGUGAAGCAGGAUCGGGAGAAGCAGCAAGCUGUUCGAGACUCGGCAUGCAGACUGCAAGAUUCUUUGUCCCACGCAGAUGUGAGUGCUUCAGAGCAAGCUGUGCUGAACUUCAGUGGCAUCACCGCACAGGAGCUGUGCCGGGAUGCAGAUUCGAGCCGCCCUGUCUCUUCGUGUCCGCCUCAGCUCGAGCUGAUCGAGCCCGGGUCUGUAGCAGCGCUCCCUGUCAGUGUGAAUCAAUCUGCCCCUGCAAAGCUUGAAUCGAUCUCCACAGCUGCUUCCAUGGAUGCCAUGGCCAUGGAAUCCAUGGAAGCUGCAGCCAGAGCUGCAGCCGAGACAACUAUGACGAUGGCCAUGAACCCUGCUUCCGUGUGGGCUUUGCGACCGGAUGUGGCCAACAGUCGAACCGGCUUGUGCUUAGACACAUCAGCAACAGCCAUGCAUGCUGCUCCUUUCUUUCUGGCACAGAUUUCUCAAGGCGAGCCUUCCUUCCUGCGUGGAAUGACGAAUUUUCAGAACUUGGAUCUUGCAUGGCACCAGAGACACGAGGUCGUGUCCACUGCCAGUGGUGUAGCCGAGGGUGAGAAACCCGAUCAGCCCGCGCGGGCUUGCGCUGAAGUUCUCCCUUCAAUCAAGGAUGAUCAGCACGAACAGCAAGAAGAAGACGUGGACCCUCAAUCUCAGGACCGGGUUCCGGCAGCCAAAAGAACGAAGACACUCAAAGUGAGCAAGAGCAAGUUGCGCAACACAAUGCGCGGCAUUUUGAGCGUGCAUGCAGUCAGCAAGGAUGUGCUCAAAGAUGGAUGUUUAUUCCUUCGUUUCUCAUCUUGCUCACCAGAGCAAUCCCGGCAAUCUCUGCGUGCCGGCCCCACGUGUUAUGAUCGCUAUCAGAUGCCCGUGCCCCUAUACCUCAAGUUGAUCCUGGCCUUGUCUUGGUUCAAGUGCAUCGCGACCUGCCUGCAGCAUGCUUCUGGAGGGGCUCCCAAUUGGAGCAUGCUCCUAGAAGGGGCCAAGGCGGGGGUGGGGGAGGUGGUCCUCGUGGUCCAGGCCCAGGUUCAAGUGGUGGCUCUGCAGCAGUCAAUGCUGGAGCAGGAGGAGCGUCAAGGCAACAGCGAAAGCGAGGGGUCAGAUGACACAGCUGGGAAAUUCGCUGAAUUCUUUGCCAGCAGAGCACGUAGACGUGCAAAUGCAGCUGGUGAGGACGAAGUUGCUGCUGAAUCUGUGGGGUCUCAGGACUCAGAUGAGCACUGGGGACAGGAGGAUGCUGAUGAGAGAAUCGGAGCCUCGCUUCUUGCAGAAGAUCCAAAUCUUCAACCUGGCACGCUUGAUCUUCCAUUUGGACAUUCAGUUGAAACUACAGCUGCAGCUACAGCUAUGGCUAUGGCAGCGAGGGCUUCGGGUGCCGAGCCGUCCGGCUCUGCUACAGUCAGAGAUGCAGCGGCGGAGAGUUUCGCAGAAGCUUUGAUGUCAGCCAUGGCAUUUGAAGACGAGUUUGAAGCGGAAUUGCGGGGUGGAGGUGCAAUCGGUGCAAUGUCUGAGUCAGGGGACGAAAACAGAAACGUCCCCACACCACCCGCGCCCCUUUCUGUGCAUCCGCCAGCUACCCCGCCCGUGCGGGACCCAAGCGAUGAACUUGGCCGUGGCCAUGACCGCCCUGCCUCUGACAGUGCUGUCCCAUCUGCCCCAAGCCGCGCCCCGCCAGUGCGGGGCUCAAGUGCCAGGACUGCAGCGCUGCCGGCAGGGCCACGGCUUGUGCAUGAUGGUUUGGCCAUCAGAAACGACGAUGGCAGCAUUCUCGCUUGGAUCAAGCACAAACCGCAAAGUAAUGAUUUCUUUGUAAACUGUUCCUUGCACGAAAAUUGCACCAAGACUAAGACGCUCAGAAGCUCUCAAAGACAUGGCAGGAGGUUGCAAGGACGUCCGCUCGGUUUCCUGGCUGCGUGGGCCGUGCAGGGACAUGCAUGUCUUUCCAAGGAAGCGCAUUCCUUGGUUGUGCCUUCAUUUCUCGACCGCAAGAAUGCUCGUGCGAGGCUGCGUCAGGAAGCAAAUGCGUCUGAGUUCUUUGUCAAGGAACGAGACCGUCGUUCAGACGAGCCCGACAGCGAGCCGGACCACUGCCCUUAG
Molecule: messenger RNA, 5373 nt
Organism: Symbiodinium sp. CCMP2592
Lineage: Eukaryota; Dinophyceae; Suessiales; Symbiodiniaceae
Source: the annotation of a GenBank genome assembly